AUGACUAAAGUUAACGGUGAAGAUACAAGAUCGGGGAAUAGGAUGGAGCGCUUCCAGCAAGGAGUCCGGAAACGUACUCUUAUGGCAAAAAAGAAAGUUCAAAACAUCACAAAGGAAGGUGUUAAAAGUUUCUUACUGAGAAAUUUUUUUGUGAUUUUCACUGUCAUUGCAGUCAUUGUGGGUGUCAUCCUUGGCUUUGGUCUCCGAUCCUAUCACUUCAGCUACCGAGAAGUGAAAUAUUUUUCUUUCCCUGGAGAACUGUUAAUGAGAAUGCUGCAAAUGUUGGUUUUGCCUCUCAUUGUAUCCAGCUUAGUAACAGGAGUGUCUGCCUUGGACAGUAAAGCAUCAGGGAAAAUGGGUCUCCGAGCCGUGGUGUAUUACAUGAGCACCACAAUUAUAGCUGUCCUGAUUGGGAUAAUCAUGGUAGUCAUCAUCCAUCCUGGGAAAGGGUCAAAGGAGAAAAUGCACAGAGAAGGCAAGAUUGUCCAAGUGACAGCUGCAGAUGCCUUUCUGGACUUAAUCAGAAACAUGUUUCCUCCAAAUCUUGUAGAAGCCUGCUUCAAACAGUUCAAAACGAACUAUGAAGAGCAUGUUCAUCAUACACAUGAUCAUGCACAUGAUGAUUCUAAUGAAACAUCGGUCCUUGCUGGCAUUAUAAAUAAUGUAACAGAAGCUGUGGGAAACCUAACUUGGAUGAAGAAGGAGAUGAUCCCUGUACCAGGCGCUGUAAAUGGAGUGAAUGCACUUGGACUGGUUGUCUUCUCCAUCAGUUUUGGAUUAGUGAUUGGCAAUAUGAAGGAACAAGGUCGGGCAUUGAGAGAGUUCUUCGACAGCCUUAAUGAGGCUAUCAUGAGACUGGUAGCUCUAAUAAUGUGGUAUGCACCACUUGGUAUUUUGUUUUUAAUUGCGGGGAAAAUUGUUGAGAUGGAAGAUAUGGGUGUGAUCGGAGGCCAGCUUGCCAUGUAUACAGUUACUGUUAUCAUUGGUUUGCUCAUCCAUGCAAUUAUUGUUCUCCCACUUCUCUACUUCUUCAUUACUCGGAAAAAUCCUUGGGUCUUUAUUGGAGGAUUGUUGCAAGCUCUCAUCACAGCUUUGGGAACUUCCUCAAGUUCUGCCACUUUGCCUAUCACUUUUAAGUGUUUGGAAGAGAACAAUGGAGUAGACAAACGCAUUACGAGAUUUGUACUACCUGUGGGUGCAACUAUUAACAUGGAUGGGACAGCUUUGUAUGAAGCCCUGGCUGCAAUUUUCAUUGCACAGGUUAACAAUAUGGAUCUAAACUUUGGGCAAAUUAUCACAAUCAGUAUUACCGCAACAGCUGCUAGCAUUGGUGCAGCAGGAAUUCCUCAAGCUGGCCUGGUCACAAUGGUGAUUGUAUUAACCUCUGUUGGUUUGCCAACAGAUGACAUAACACUUAUCAUUGCAGUGGAUUGGUUUCUGGAUCGUCUACGCACUACUACCAACGUUCUGGGAGACUCCAUUGGUGCAGGAAUUGUCGAACAUUUAUCCCGCCAUGAGUUACGGAACAAGGAUGCUGAAAUGGGCAACUCUGUGAUUGAGGAGAAUGAAAUGAAGAAGCCUUACCAGCUGAUUUCACAAGAGAAUGAGAAUGAAAAGCCCUUAGACAGUGAAACCAAGAUGUAA
This is a messenger RNA of Notechis scutatus (mainland tiger snake), 1644 nucleotides long. The record is from RefSeq and is a predicted model, not a curated record. NCBI's taxonomy places the organism in Eukaryota, Metazoa, Chordata, Lepidosauria, Squamata, Elapidae.